Molecule: messenger RNA, 903 nt
Organism: Colletotrichum truncatum
Lineage: Eukaryota; Fungi; Ascomycota; Sordariomycetes; Glomerellales; Glomerellaceae
Product: NmrA family protein
Source: RefSeq, a predicted model, not a curated record
AUGCAGAUUGUCGUCGUCCCAGCGUCGUCCAAAACCGGGCAAUCCACGAUCCGGGCGCUGUUGGACGCCGCGUCCGAACCUAUAAUAACCGGCGUUUACCGGGACCCGGCCAAGGCGCCAUCCGACUUCAAGGAGCAGCCCCGGUUCAGAGCUGUCAAGGGAGACGUCGCCGAUGUUGGAAGCCUCAGCUUUGCCGGCGCAGAUGUCGUGGUCACCAUCACGCCCCCGCAGUUUUCCGAGUCGAGGCCAAUCUCCAGAGCGCGGGAGAUGGCGGCGAAUGUGAAAUAUGCUAUUGGGAGAGCGGGCGACUCAGUCAAGCGGCUUGUCUAUGUGUCUAGUAUAGGGGCUCAGUUUGAGCAUGGCACGGGCGAGUUGAGAACGAAUUACGAAGCCGAGCAAGCUCUUGUUGGCGCAGCGCCCGAGGUGGUGUUUAUCCGGUGCGCAUACUUCAUGGAGAACUGGGCGACGGCGCUUGAGACGGUGAAGACCGAGUCGCCGUUUUUCUACUCCGUAAUAUGUCCUGCAGAUUAUAAAAUACCCAUGGUGGCUGUAAGUGAUAUCGGAAAAGCAUGUGCCGCGCAGGCCCUCGCGGCCGGGUCUGCGUUGCGCAAAAGUCCUUACAUAUUCGAGCUUCACGGACCCGAUGCUUACUCGACGAAUGAUGUUAAGAAGGCAUUCGAAGAGAGCAUAGGAAAGACAGUCGAAGUCAAGUUAGUUGAGGAUGAUCAGCUGGAGGAAUUCUUUGCUCAGGCCUUCCAGCCCCCCAUGUCUGGUUUAUUCGUGGAGAUGACGAGGAGUUUUUUGCCAGGCGGGAUUGCGGCGGCGGAAGUGGCUGAGGGAUCUGGGGUUCAGCGAGGGGAAGAAAGUUUGAACGAGGCCAUUGGAAAGAUGUUGAAGGGAUAA